AUGUCCAUGCUGCCCACCUUCGGCUUCACGCAGGAGCAAGUGGCGUGCGUGUGCGAGGUGCUGCAGCAGGGCGGCAACAUCGAGCGGCUGGGCCGCUUCCUGUGGUCGCUGCCCGCCUGCGAGCACCUCCACAAGAAUGAAAGCGUGCUCAAGGCCAAGGCCGUGGUGGCCUUCCACCGCGGCAACUUCCGCGAGCUCUACAAGAUCCUGGAGAGCCACCAGUUCUCGCCGCACAACCACGCCAAGCUGCAGCAGCUGUGGCUCAAGGCGCACUACAUCGAGGCGGAGAAGCUGCGCGGCCGACCCCUGGGCGCCGUGGGCAAAUACCGCGUGCGCCGCAAGUUCCCGCUGCCGCGCUCCAUCUGGGACGGAGAAGAGACCAGCUACUGCUUCAAGGAAAAGAGUCGCAGCGUGCUGCGCGAGUGGUAUGCGCACAACCCCUACCCGUCACCCCGCGAGAAGCGCGAGCUGGCGGAGGCCACGGGCCUCACUACCACGCAGGUCAGCAACUGGUUCAAGAACCGGCGACAGCGCGACCGGGCGGCCGAGGCCAAGGAAAGGGAGAACAGCGAGAAUUCCAAUUCCAACAGCCACAACCCGCUGGCUUCGUCGCUGAACGGCAGCGGCAAGUCGGUGCUAGGCAGCUCGGAGGACGAGAAGACGCCGUCGGGGACGCCAGACCACUCGUCGUCCAGCCCUGCGCUGCUGCUCAGCCCGCCGCGGCCACCCGGGCUGCCGUCCCUGCACAGCCUGGGUCACCCUCCGGGCCCCAGCGCAGUGCCCGUGCCCGUGCCGGGCGGAGGCGGCGCGGACCCACUGCAGCAUCACCACGGCCUGCAGGACUCCAUCCUCAACCCCAUGUCGGCCAACCUCGUGGACCUGGGCUCCUAGAGCCCCGCUCGCCUCGACGCGCUUGCCUUCCGGGCUUGGCGCUGGGGACCUGACACAGGCGGUGCUGGGAGGGCGCCCAUGUCGGCGGCCCCACCAGGUACUGAAAGCCCCCACCCUGAGCAGGCAGGACCGCCAGCCAGGGCAGGGUGGGCGGCUGUUUAGGUCCUUGGUCGAGAUUUAUUUUCAACAAGUUGCUUUUGACAUUUUUGGGGGGCCAGGGACUGGGUCUUGGACCAGGGAAGGGAAUAAAUUAUACAGCACUCUCAUUCUCUCUCUCCCUGUCUCCCCUUCCUCUCCUUCUGGCUUUCUUUUCCACUCUCUUGC
Galeopterus variegatus (Sunda flying lemur) is the source of this 1215-nucleotide messenger RNA. RefSeq names its product SIX homeobox 2 (gene SIX2). Gene Ontology annotation, cellular component: transcription regulator complex; nucleus. The record is from RefSeq and is a predicted model, not a curated record. Gene Ontology annotation, biological process: regulation of transcription by RNA polymerase II; kidney development. NCBI's taxonomy places the organism in Eukaryota, Metazoa, Chordata, Mammalia, Dermoptera, Cynocephalidae. The transcript has 2 exons. Gene Ontology annotation, molecular function: RNA polymerase II cis-regulatory region sequence-specific DNA binding; DNA-binding transcription factor activity, RNA polymerase II-specific. Bases 1 to 891 code for a protein of 296 amino acids.